CGUUGGGGAGGUGGUAGAAACUUUGCUGUUUUACGGCAAGCGCGCGAGACCUUUCUAUCUGCUUUACGGCAGGAGUUCUGAGGCGAAAGAAGGGCGCGCCGCCGGCUCGAGCGGCGGCGGCCGUGGUGGGGAAGAAAAAAGGGCGGGCUGCUGGGCGUUCUGUGCCUUCCCGCAGCCAGUGUCGGCUUGACCGAAUUCUCUCUCUUUUCCCCCGCCCCCGGUGAAGCCAUGGCUAGUACUAUGAUAGCAGUUGGUCUGACAAUAGCUGCUGCUGGAUAUGCAGGUCGUUAUGCACUACAAGCAAUGAAGUUAAUGGAACCACAAGUAAAGCAAGCUCUUGAGUCACUACCAAAAUCUACCUUCAGUGCUUACUACAGAGGAGGAUUUGAACCCAAAAUGAACAGGCGGGAAGCUGCUCUAAUAUUAGGAGUGAGUCCUACAGCUAAUAAAGCGAAAAUCAGAGAAGCUCACAGACGAAUCAUGCUUUUGAAUCAUCCCGAUAAAGGUGGGUCUCCGUAUGUUGCAGCCAAAAUCAAUGAAGCUAAGGACUUAUUGGAAGGUCAAGCUAAGAAGUGAAAACACAUCACCUGAUCAAUAGCUUUGUUUUAUUUUUAAAAAAUAAGUCAAAGUUGACAAAAGAUGGAAGUUAGUAUGUGCCAUGAGGAACUGUUUGUUCCAGUAUUGGUCAUAUCCUCAUCUUUCUGCUUAUCUUUACAGAACUAAAUCUGUAUCUUCUGGUGAGAGUUAUGAAGAUGGGGGGGAAUAGUGAAUUGAUUCGUAUCUAGAUUUGUGCUUGCAGUCAGCUAUUUUGACAAGCUUUCUAUGAAAAGUUUGGGCUAGUUUGAUUAGUCAGAUCAUGGUGAUGCAAGUUCAUGCGUUUGUGAUUUAGAAUAUCACAAUUAGCAACAUAUCAACAGCCAAAACUGGGUUGUUAAAAAAAUCUGUUUAAGACUUGUGAUGUAGUAUUUUGAAAUAUUUUAUUUACCUGAUAAAGUGGGGGUAGUUGUAUGAAUUGUCCUCCAACAGAACUUCUAUCUGGUAUAUUUUCAGCUUUUUAUAGUUGUCACAGUUUAAAAGCAAUAAAAUUGUUUUAAUAAUCCUACCUCCAUACAACAGAUUGACCAGGGCUUGUUUUGUGAUUGAUCCGUUAAACAGCUGCCAGCCAUGACGGCUGAUUUUGGAACCUCCAGCAUUCCCACAUAGUGUAGCCAUGAAAUCAAGGAUGGGGAGUCUGUGGCCUAUAUGGAUCCUCCUCCCAUCAUCCCUGACCAUUGGUCAUGCUGGCUGGGAUUGAUAGGAGCUGGAGUCCCACAAUAUGGGGGGGGUAUAAGUUUCCCACCCCCAGUUUCAGCAGUCAACAUAUUCUUAGCACCAAGAAAAACCUAAAUCUGUCUUCUGCUGUCUCAAAAUCUGCAUCUUUGAACAUGAAACAUCACUGAAUACUGAAGAAUGGAAUAGAGCAGGAAUAAAGCAGUCAUUGAUUAAAAUAAA
This is a messenger RNA of Rhineura floridana, 1491 nucleotides long. RefSeq names its product DnaJ heat shock protein family (Hsp40) member C19 (gene DNAJC19). Gene Ontology annotation, molecular function: ATPase activator activity. Lineage: Eukaryota; Metazoa; Chordata; Lepidosauria; Squamata; Rhineuridae. Bases 229 to 576 code for a protein of 115 amino acids. The transcript is spliced from 6 exons. Gene Ontology annotation, biological process: protein import into mitochondrial matrix. The record is from RefSeq and is a predicted model, not a curated record. Gene Ontology annotation, cellular component: PAM complex, Tim23 associated import motor.